AUGUUGAGGCUAGGCUGCUUAUUUGUUAUCAUUGGGUUGGCUUUAGCCAAACACGAGGUGUAUGAUGGAUACGGUCUCUACAAAGUAUCUGUGAAGACCACAGAACAGGUGGAACUGGUCAACUACCUCAGCAAGGCUUUAGAUCUUGAUGUCUGGUCUCAUGCCAUACCCGGCCAUGAUGGCCAGGUCCUCGUACCAAAAGACAAGAAACCGCUAUUCCAAAAUGAACUCAAAGCUGCUGGCGUAGAGUUCCAAAUUGAAUCCGACAAUAUCAAGGAUAUCUUGGACUUGGAAGACCAUCUGCUUUCGGAAGCUGCAAAAAAGAACAAUGGCUCAAGAUUGGAUUCCCUACCCUUUGAUCAGAUUUACACGUACCACCAGGUAGAUACCUUCCUUGAGAUGCUGGCUGCAGCUUACCCUGAAACUGUGACCCUGGUAAAUGCUGGCAAGAGUUUUGAAGGCAGAGACAUCAAGUACAUCAAGGUUUCCAGUGGAGAUUUCGAAACAUCGACGAGACCAAUUGUGUUUAUGGAGUCCCUCCUUCACGCUCGCGAAUGGAUCACGCUGCCAGCCACUCUCUACGCCAUCCACAAGCUGGUGAUUGACGUCACCGAGCAGGAUCUCAUCCAGGAUAUCGACUGGAUCAUCCUUCCCAUAGCCAAUCCUGAUGGUUAUGUCCACAGUCACGGAGAGUUCCGUCUUUGGCGUAAGAAUCGCAACACCAACCUUGGCGUAGGCACCUGCAUGGGCGUGGACCUGAACAGGAAUUUCGACUUCCAGUGGUCAGAAGCGUCCAGCAACAUUCCUUGCCUCGACAACUACCACGGAAGAGGUCCAUUCUCUGAACCAGAAGCCGCUGCCAUCAAAUCUGUUUUCGACCAAUACAUAGACAGAAUCGGACUAUUCCUGGACAUCCACAGUUUUGGAAGCAUGAUUUUAUAUGCAUAUGGAGAUAAAACUUUGCCCCCGAAUGCUCUCAUGGUCCAUUUACUAGGAGUCAGAAUGGCAGAGUCUAUUGACGCUGUUAAAAUGAGCUGGAAUCCCAACUACGUUGUUGGUAAUUCUGCCAUGGUUCUAUAUGACGCGUCGGGCACCGCCAGUGACUAUGCUCAAUUCAUUGGUGUACCUUACUCCUACACUAUCGAACUGCCUGGACAUAGAUUUGGUAUUGGAGGAUUCGGUUUCUUCGUAGACCCUGCGUUUAUCGAACAAGCUGGUUUCGAAACCUGGGAAGGCAUCAAGACAGGCGCCAGAUUCAUUCGUGACAGUUUCAAAAAGAGCAAUGUUUAA
Spodoptera littoralis (African cotton leafworm) is the source of this 1290-nucleotide messenger RNA. The record is from the annotation of a GenBank genome assembly. NCBI's taxonomy places the organism in Eukaryota, Metazoa, Arthropoda, Insecta, Lepidoptera, Noctuidae.